CUGGCAGUGUGAGCUGGGCUCUCCUGAGGAAUGGCUGCUCUCAAGGAGACUGAGAUGGGAGGCACAGAGCUAGGUGUCACCAGCAGCCCUGACGCAGCUCCCUCCGCAGGUACCAUGUCCACCCGGCGGCUCCGCAGCGAGGACUACAAUGACUACAGCUCCACAGACGUCACGCCAGAAGGGAGCCCGCCUGGGGACAUGAAUGGUUUUGCUCAUCCCGAGUCCUACCAGCGCUUCGGGGAGACCAAUGGGACGACAUGGUACCAGACCUUGAUCCACCUCUUGAAGGGGAACGUUGGCACAGGCCUGCUGGGGCUGCCUCUGGCUGUGAAGAACGCUGGCAUCUUGUUAGGACCUCUGAGUCUGCUUGUGAUGGGAGUCAUUGCUGUGCACUGUAUGAGCAUCCUGGUGAAAUGCGCUCAUCACUUCUGCUACAGGUUCCAGAAGCAGUUUGUGGACUACGGGGGUGCCAUGAUGUAUGGACUAGAGUCGACUCCUAGUGCUUGGCUUCGGACACACGCAGUCUGGGGAAGGCGUAUAGUGGGACUCUUCCUGAUCCUCACUCAGUUGGGUUUCUGCUGCGUAUACUUCGUCUUUCUAGCUGACAAUCUGAGACAGGUCGUAUCUGCAGCGAACGGUACUACAAAUGACUGCAGCUCAAACAAAACUGUGGCCACGACUCCCACAAUGGACUCCCGGCUCUACAUGGUUUCUCUGCUGCCUUUUGUGGUGCUGCUCUCAUUUAUCCAGAAUCUCAAGGUCCUCUCCAUCUUCUCCAUGCUGGCCAACGUGGCCAUGCUUGGCAGCCUCAUCGUGAUCUACCAGUACAUCAUCAGGGGCAUUCCUGAUCCCAGUGACCUGCCUCUAGCAGCAGCCUGGAAGACCUACCCGCUGUUUUUUGGCACUGCGAUCUUUGCUUUUGAAGGCAUUGGAGUGGUGUUGCCUCUGGAAAACAAAAUGAAGAAUCCCCGACAGUUCCCGGUGAUCCUCUACGUGGGGAUGUCGAUCGUCACAGUCUUGUACAUUAGCUUGGGUGUCCUGGGGUACCUGCGCUUCGGAGCAGAAAUCCAGGCCAGCAUAACGCUCAAUCUGCCUAACUGCUGGUUAUACCAAGCCGUGAAGCUGCUCUUCUCCUUUGGGAUUUUCUUCACGUAUGCUGUGCAAUUCUACGUGCCCGCUGAGAUCAUCAUCCCUCCUGUAGUCGCGCGAGUGUCGGAGCGCUGGGGAUGGCUGGUCAACCUGCUCCUCCGGACGGCCCUGGUUGGCAUCACCUGUGUGCUGGCCAUCCUCAUCCCGCGUCUGGACAUCGUCAUUUCGCUGGUGGGCUCCGUGAGCAGCAGUGCACUGGCUCUGAUCUUCCCCCCGCUCCUGGAGAUCGCCACCUACUACACCGAAGGCAUGCACCCCAUCGUCAUCAUCAAGGAUGUUGCGAUCAGCCUUUUCGGCUUCUUGGGCUUUGUGGUCGGGACCUAUGAGGCACUGGUGGAGCUGGCUACUCCCUCCGUGGUUGUGAACGCCACCAGCACCUCAGUGCAGUGAUGGCCCUCCUGCCCACGUGCCUCUCCGGAAGCUGUGCCGGAGCCCGGUAAUGCACUGGGGCUGGGCGUUGCCACUUUCCUAGGGAAGUUUCCCCCCUCUUGUAAAAUGUGGUUAUUUUGGUCUGUGUGAAUGAGGCUGAGCUGGUGACGAGAGAAUAAGCCUCUGACACUGCCCAGGCAUCACUGCCACCCAUCUUGAUGUGCAACAGGGUCUCUGCUGGCUUCUGGAGCCGGGGGAGGUGAAGUCUGGCCUGUGGCUGGAGUAGUGCCUUCCUCAGGGACUUUUCUGGCAGGGGAGAUAGCAAAACAAGCCCUGUUGGUACCCAUGUAAAUAGAGUCACUUUGAGGGGCAAGGAAACCUGGGAAUCUAGAUUUUGCUUUUAUUUUAUUUUUUUAAAUUCCAACCUUCCCAUAUUCCCACUUUCUUUCAGUAGGGGUAGGGAACAGGGACUGCUUUUCUCUGUGCCCAUUUUUUUUUCUUUUCCUCCUGUCAGCACUUUAUUUGAUGGCAACAGAGAAACUUCAACUCAGGUUGAAGAGCAUGGAGUUGCUCCCUGUGGGUAGAGAGGGCAGCGCCUGAGGUGCAGAAAGUCCUGGAGACAAAGAGGGCAGGGUGCCCCUGGGUGGGGGCUGGUCCCAUGCCUGCUGGGUGUGAGAGGUACUCCCAGAUCUCCUGUGACCAGAGAUCCCAGGACAUGGGCAUUGCGUCUGGCAGCUAUGUGCCUUUGGGCACUUGCCAGCGUUGAUGCCGGCUGUGCUGCACCUCCAUUUCUGGCUGUCUCUAGCGUUGUGCAGGCCAUACGUGGGGCAGACUGCUGGAGUCUCGGUGCUGGGCAUGGCAGCUCUGGGACUAGGUGGCGGGGUUUGCUAAACCCUGGCCCACAGCUUUAGUAGUAACACUUCUCUUCCCUUUAGAUCAUAUAUCUGAUGAAUGUUUUUUCUGAAGUGUUUGCAUGGCGCAUAGAGAGCAAACCGGCAUGGGGCUCUGAGUGACCUGGUUAUCUUCAGCUAGGAGCCCUGUCUAUGCUGUUGUGCUCCACUGCGUGGGACAGUGGUGUUCCUGGGUGGUCACCACUGUGCUGGGUCUCUGCACAGAAAUACACAUUGUUUACAGUGCUCGAGCUAGCCCAGCACCUCUGCGGUUGUACUUGCAGUCUCAUUGCUGAAUGCUAAAUCAUGAAAAGGAGAGCAGAUCCUUCCCCCUUCUCCUGGACCUGCUUGCUCCCUGGUGGCACCCUCUAAUUCUGAUGCAGCUUCAUGUCCCCUGUUAGGAGGCAGCUCUCUCCGGCAUGUCUCUUGUCCCUCUUGCUUCUGGCUGAUGUGUGUUGUGGGGGGGCCGGUCCUUCCCGAGGGCUGCGCCAGUGCUGUGGCCUUGCUAGGCUUCUUUUUUCCCCUUUGGGAAGAGCAGGCUGAAGGCAUGGACAAGCAAAGCUGCUGUAAUUAGGGGGAGAGCUGCUUUGGCAUCCUGCAAACUCUUGGACUUUCUGCACCAGCAUCCAGUGAUGUGGAGUCACUUCUGUCUUAGCUGGUCCUGGACAGUUCUGAACACGGCAGUUCCCUGCAAUUGCAUUUAAUUUCUUGAGCAAAAAUACCUAUGCUGGGGACUGGGCUGCUGCUGGUGCCAAAUGCUGCCCCUGCUAUCCUUCAGCAGCUCCCUGGGCAUCCUCGCUUUGGGCGUAGUUCCUGUAUUUCUGUUCUCCUCUUGCUUGCUUGCUGCUACUGUGGACUCCUCCAGAAAAUUCCAGCCUCCUCUGGCUUUCUUCGCCCUUUUGCUGGAUUUUUUUUGAGACAGGCAGAUGACAGCAAAUGCAUCCUCCAUAGGAUGUCUUUUCCUAGCAAUGCACAAAUAUUUUGGCUUCAGGAGGGGAAGGAUGCUAUGGAAGAGCUGUGGUGAAGAGAAGCAUCCCCUGCAGUUUCUCUCCUUGCCGGCUGAUAACUUAGCAUCUUGCUCUGCUGCCUGAGACCCACUUCCCAUUUCCUCGCUUUGCUUUGACUGGUCGCUGCUGUGCCAGUCUGUGGGGCUGCUGACUUCUGCAGGCUUUGCCAGCAGUUGUGUGGGUAGGUAGUUCACUGCUCCAACAGCUCUUUUUUUUUUUAUGGUCCUUCACCUCCUUUCUACUUUCUCAGGGCUCCUGUAGCCACAAAGCUCAUCCUAUCUCCUCUGAAUCUUUUCUGGUGAAGGUUUCAGCCUGCUCUGGUGUUGCUGGGUCACGGCGACAGGAAACUUCUAAGGCAAAUCCUCAAUAUGGGGGUCACCUUUGGGGUGACUGCAAGAAGCUGGGUCUGGCAGGAGGCAAGGCCGGGCAGAGGGGGAGCUUGAGCACACACUACAUCCUGAACAAGUGCAAUAUUAAAGGCCAUGGCUUCACAUCAUCUAUGGAAAGCUGCCUGUUCCCGGGAAGGUAUCGGAGCCUGGCUCAGUCACUUCACCACACGGCCAAUGAGGCAAGAUACAGAUUUGCACUCCAGAAUCGCUUUGUGUUAAGAGCCUCGGAGACCUCCCAGGCUCAAUGAUUCGUAGCGGAAAGCUGGCUGCAAUUGAUGGGCACCUGCUCUAAGGCUCCUUGGUGCGCUGGUGACACGUCCCCCACUGUCCUUCCACAUGCACAUAGUGCCUGAGCUGUCAACCUGGGAAUUUAUCGCUUUGGUGAAAGGGUUGGCUUAAGCCAGUGCUGGAGGGAGUGCACUGAAACACUUGGGUUUACUGGGUGGCACAUGCUGAAUGCCAGGAGCCGAGCUGCUUCGUUUCUGGAAUUGCUGGCCAGAUAUGUAGCGUCCUGACUUACUGUGCAGUCACCGGUGAAGACCUCACUUCUGUGGUGGCUGUGAGAUAUCAUGGGAGCAUUAAAUGGUUUGUGAGGUAUGUGGGUUUAUCAUGCUGGAGUGAAGAAGUGAUGAGCAGGGGGUGCUUGGAAAUGGGGUCUAGCAGCAUUGGUGGGACUGAGGAGCUCUGGUGAGCUGCGAGGACCUGAUGCAGGACCAGGUGAAUGUUAAAACUUGACACUUGUGUGUUGUUGGCUGCUCUGUAACCAUGGAAAUUGUGUAAAUAUAGAAACAGUUAAUGUACAUGUUUUGUGCCCAGUGGAAGAACCUGUCUCUGGUGCUGCACCUGAAUUGUGUAUCUUCAAUCAAUAAAUAAUAUCUAUUUUUUACAUGAAAAGGCUCUGUGAUGUGAGGUGGGAGGUCUGUCACAAGCAGCACAUGUAAAACCACCAUCUCCUUCACAGAAAAAUUUAAUGUUGUACUGAAGGAGCGUAGAGCCAUCAGUCCUUUACGCAGAUCCUCUGAACACGUGCUCCUUGACUCCCACGGAGACCUGGACAGCACAUGGACUAUUGGCAUGUCUUUAGCAGAGGGAUGGAAACUGAGUCAUGAGUAAAACCGGAUUGCCUGCACAGCCAGCCCCCACGCGAGGGAGCUGGCUGCGCUUUUCCUAUCUCUGUACCAGGUUACGAGACUCCUCCUUCCACUGAGGGUUUCAAAUAAAAGUGCUUCAGUCUUGCUGCUCUUA
Molecule: messenger RNA, 5049 nt
Organism: Dromaius novaehollandiae (emu)
Lineage: Eukaryota; Metazoa; Chordata; Aves; Casuariiformes; Dromaiidae
Product: proton-coupled amino acid transporter 1-like
Exons: 10
Coding region: 31-1539 (502 amino acids)
Biological process (GO): glycine transport; proton transmembrane transport; L-alanine transport
Molecular function (GO): glycine transmembrane transporter activity; L-alanine transmembrane transporter activity; amino acid:proton symporter activity
Source: RefSeq, a predicted model, not a curated record